AUGGCGGCGCCGGAGCAGCCGCCGCCGCCCGAGGGCUCUAAGCCGCUGAGCGCCCUCCUCAGCGGCAUCGCCCAGGCCGCCUACUACGGCAACGCGGACAUCACGGAGGAGCUGCUGCGCGGGCAGCUCUACCCCGAGGCGGCGCCGGAGGAGUUCCGCGCCCUGCGCGCCAAGAUGGGCGGCCUCCUCCAGUCAAUUGCUUCAGCGGACAUGGAUUUGAAUCAACUGGAGGCUUUUCUCACCGCCCAAACCAAAAAACAAGGUGGCAUCACCUCAGAUCAAGCUGCAGUCAUUGCAAAAUUCUGGAAGAACCACCGAAUAAAGAUCCACGAGAGCCUGAUCAAUCAAAGCCGUUGGGAUAAUGUCUUGAAAAACAUGAACUGGCGAGUGGAUCUGAAGUCACAGUCAAGACACGUCGAUCAGAUAAACACUCCUGUUGCAAUAGUUGAAAUGGAACUGGGGAAAAAUGGGCAGGAAUCGGAGUUUCUCUGUCUGGAGUUUGAUGAGGCCAAGGUGAGCCAGAUGCUGAAGAAACUCUCGGAAAUAGAGGAGAGCAUGACUUUGUUGACUCAGACCACUUAACCAAAUAAAGAGAUUGCAACU
This is a messenger RNA of Gymnogyps californianus (California condor), 603 nucleotides long. It is a transcript of the gene COMMD1, whose product is annotated as copper metabolism domain containing 1. The transcript has 3 exons. The record is from RefSeq and is a predicted model, not a curated record. Gene Ontology annotation, biological process: regulation of proteasomal ubiquitin-dependent protein catabolic process; copper ion homeostasis; positive regulation of protein ubiquitination. Bases 1 to 582 code for a protein of 193 amino acids. Gene Ontology annotation, cellular component: endosome. Lineage: Eukaryota; Metazoa; Chordata; Aves; Accipitriformes; Cathartidae.